Acyrthosiphon pisum (pea aphid) is the source of this 2229-nucleotide messenger RNA. RefSeq names its product modular serine protease. Gene Ontology annotation, molecular function: serine-type endopeptidase activity. NCBI's taxonomy places the organism in Eukaryota, Metazoa, Arthropoda, Insecta, Hemiptera, Aphididae. Bases 1440 to 2117 code for a protein of 225 amino acids. The transcript is spliced from 6 exons. Gene Ontology annotation, biological process: proteolysis. The record is from RefSeq and is a predicted model, not a curated record.
UAUUAUGUCAUUAUGUUAACUGGCAAAAAUAUUAGUGGAACAUAGAGCCCUAAUGUCUUAAUAAACACCAUCAAUCAAUAUACAAUAUAUUAUAUUUAAUAUUAUGUAUUCUUAGUAAUAAUUACACAUUCUGAUCACGAAGAUCUAAACAGCUUCUUUUUUUACGUUUUUAUUAUGUAAUAAUCAUUAAAAUCUAACUUUAACUACUAUCCUCUCAUUUAUUUUUCUAUUGUUAAACUUUUGAUUACGUAUAUGACAUCGAAUUCCGACAUUCCAUAUAUGAACAUUUAACUAUAAGCUCUGCAAUUAAAUUGUUUAUUAUUAUCUUGAAUCUAACUUAAUAUAAAUCUUUUUAAUUUAUAUACAAAUUUAAAACUUACAAAUACCUUACAUUUUUGUUGAAUAUUUUUACUAACUGAAAAGUCUCUAAUUUAGUGAACAUGACAUUAUGUCAGACAACCGUUUUUUAAACACAGUUUGGUCAUUUUAACUAUAUUUCUCUCUGGUAAGGUUACCUAGGUUAGGAUUUGGCUCAACCGUAGACCUAUAAACUAAUAGAUAGCGCUUAUAUAGACAAGUCAGGGGUAUGAUAUACAGUGAGCGAAAAAAGAAACAAAAUAGUAAAUUAUAGUGUGACUUUACUGCCAAAUAAAUGUCGUUGCCAUAAAAUAUGCCAAUUGUUAUACUUUAUUGGUUAUAUAAACACUGAUCUGUGGUUACCAAACCUAUGGGUCUAUGGUAAUAACCAUAUUACCAACCUAUUUAUAUUAUAUAUAUAUUUAAAAAGAAAAUGGAGAAAAAAUGAACUAUUCCCUCUAUGAUUUACUACCUAAUGUUCUUACUCUCCUUGUUCUCUCUGCUCUCUUUCUCAGUUAUAUUAUGUUCCCCUAGCAUUAUUGACAGAGUGGAGUGGAAGUACUGUCCAUUAGUUUAUAGGCCUAUGGCCACAACUAACUAUUGUAGUGUCUUAUAUAUAUUGCUAUCAGCUAUUUUAAAAUGCUACUUCCUUUCAUAUUUGUUUAAAACUAAAUAAUGUUAGACCUUUUUUACACAUUUGAAUAAAUUUAUAGAAACACUGACGAUAAGUUUUAUUGUUCAAAUGGACUGUGUAUUGAAUCGUCGUGGGUUUGUGAUGGUCGUAAGGAUUGUUCAGAUGGUUCAGACGAGACUAAAGAGUUGUGUGCACUUUACGAAUAUGGAACCACGGAUUGCGGUAGAGUUGAAUCGUUUGACAUUAGUGGAAAAGAACUUUUUGGAGUGCCAAGUUGGAGUGUUGGAAUAUAUCGAUUUGAAAAUUUAAAUUAUAAAUAUUUGUGUCACGGAACAAUUAUUGCUCCAAAUGUAGUCAUAUCUAGUAAAAUGGUUGUACAAUGUAUUUGAGAAGGAAUGAAAAUUAAUCAAAUAACAUUUUAGGGGCUGAAUGUUUUUUUUAUCCCAAUAUGUUAACUACGAAAAUAUCAGUAACAUAUGGAAAACUCAAAGUUGCUGUAGGAAUCUAUGAUUUGAAUUUUUCAAAAAUUAAAAAUACAUUUACUCAAAUAUUGAAUGUGGAAACAAUAUACAUAAAGGAAAGUUAUAAUGGAAAAGAAGGGUUAUUUGCUGAAGAUAUAGCUGUUAUUGUGUUAGAAAACAAAGUUUUGAUGAACAAUGAAGUUUCACCUAUAUGUAUCGAUUGGAAUGAUAAAUAUAUGGUACACAAUGGAGACUUAGGAAGUGUAGUUUUCGCUUCUGAAGGAGAGGAAAAUGAAACAUCAAAUUAUUCUGUUUUAUUUGGAGAAACUGUUCAAUUCAUCGACACCAGAAAUUGUCAAAAAAUGUUUUCAACCAAAGAUAAACACUUACUGACUUUUGAUAAGUUUUGUACGACUUAUUAUUCAAGAAUAGAAGCACGUUUCCCAGAUAGUGGAGCAAGCGUAGGCUUUAAACACUCUAAUUCUUAUUUUUUAACCGGGAUGAUGAUUAUGAGGCAUAUAGGAUUAAACGGUAAUAUCGCAGUUUUUGUGGACAUUCGAUUCUAUGUUCAAUGGAUUCGUGGAAUUUUAAACAAACAUUUCACAGAGAAUUCAUGCGUUUUACCAACUGUCGAAGGAGCUAUAUAUUCUUAUGAAGGUUUCUAAUGAAAUUUUAUCUCAUGGGAAAUUAAUUAAUCUUCAUCGUACUGUUAUUGAAAAGUGUGAGCAAGGAUAUUAUAAGGCUCAUCCCAUAGGUUUUAGAUUUUGUCAAGGAAAA